UGUUUACAAUUUUCAGCUGAAGUUUUCAACUCGUUGCGUAAACACAUCGGCGGUGUCCGUCGGCGACCGGAUCGCCGGAAUUUCGUGAUUUUUCAACAAAGUUCCUGUCCCGCGCGUUCAAACCAAGAACCAUGGUGCUGCUGAAAACCUUCACUGCCACGUUGGCCAACGUGCUGCGACGGACCGCGGCGGCAGUCCCGGCGAGGACACUCCACCAAAGUGCCCCCCUGUUCAAGGUGGAAGAUCGCAAGGCCAUGCUGGCCUCGCUGCCCGGCAAGGACGAGGGCACCAUCGGCGAGCGGUCCAUCGACAUCGAUUCCAUGAUCCUUAAAAAGGACCGCUUCUUCCCGGAUGCGGACACGCCGACCACCCUUUUCGGUGGGGUGCCCUUCAACGAGAUUCCCAUCUGCAACAUCCGGGUUUCGCCGAACAACACGAUCAUCACGAUUUGCGACGCCAAGGGCGCGCCGCAGUUUAUCCGGUCGUGCGGAAUCGAGGGCUUCAAGAACACCCGGAAGGGGACGAACAUUGCGGCGCAGGCGACGGCCAUCAGUAUUUGCACGAAAGCGAUCGAGCGCGGCUACAAGACGGUCCGGGUGACGGUGCGCGGCCUCGGCCCCGGCCGCAUGUCCGCUAUCAAGGGCCUCGAGAUGGCCGGCAUGAACAUCGUGUCCAUCACGGACAGCACGCGCGUCUCCUGGAACCCGCCGCGCCCCCGCAAGCAGCGCAAGCUGUAAACUUGGGUGGGAGACUUUUGUUGGAUUUGGAAUAGAGAAAGAUUUUUUUUU
Molecule: messenger RNA, 788 nt
Organism: Culex quinquefasciatus (southern house mosquito)
Lineage: Eukaryota; Metazoa; Arthropoda; Insecta; Diptera; Culicidae
Gene: mRpS11
Product: 28S ribosomal protein S11, mitochondrial
Exons: 3
Coding region: 132-737 (201 amino acids)
Biological process (GO): maturation of SSU-rRNA from tricistronic rRNA transcript (SSU-rRNA, 5.8S rRNA, LSU-rRNA); ribosomal small subunit assembly; translation
Cellular component (GO): ribosome; mitochondrial small ribosomal subunit
Molecular function (GO): structural constituent of ribosome; small ribosomal subunit rRNA binding; mRNA 5'-UTR binding
Source: RefSeq, a predicted model, not a curated record